ACUAGAGAUUAGGAAGAAGGUAAAGGUGUGGAGAGCAGAAAACAUGGAAACUGCAUGCAGGUUUGCUUUGGCGGUCAGAGACAUAAACUCCUCCAUGUGUUUUGAAUGAUUGCAUGAUAUGCAAAUGAGUUGAAAUAAGGCUCUCCAGCUGUGGUCCGGCCAGCCAGAAGCAUCAGUCGGCGCUGGGCUGCUGAGGAGUGCUUGUCCAUCUAGAAGAAUGGAUAAGAACUUGACAACUUGUGAGAAAUGGCUGGGAGUAGAGGCAAUCCUAGAAAAGGACUUUCUUCCUACCAUCUAUUCCAUUGAGUUUGUCAUUGGCAUCCUUGGGAACAUAGCUGUUGUCUUGGGCUAUGUCUUCUGUCUGAGAAACUGGAAAAGCGGCAACAUUUACCUGUUCAAUCUCUCCCUUUCUGACCUUGCCUUUCUGUGUACACUCCCCAUGUUGGUGAGAUGGUAUGCCAAUGGGAAAUGGACAUAUGGGAACAUCCUGUGCAUGAGUAACAGGUACUUCCUCCAUGCCAACUUGUAUACGAGCAUCCUUUUCCUUACAUUUAUCAGUAUUGACUGGUACCUGUUGAUGAAAUAUCCCUUCCGAGAACAUUUCCUGCAAAAGAAAGAAGUUUCUAUCUUGAUCUCAGUAGCCAUUUGGAUUUGGGUGACCCUUGAGCUUCUACCAAUCCUCCUUUUCAUUGAGCCAACCACAGUAAACAAUGGCACCACCUGUAAUGACUACGCGAGCUCUGGAGAUCCCAAAUAUAACCUUAUCUAUAGUGUGUGUCUGACCGGGCUAGGGUUCCUCCUUCCACUCUUCGUCAUGUGUUUCUUUUACCUAAAAAUUGCCCUUUUCCUAAAGGAGAGAAGCAGACAGCUCACUACUGCACUCCCCCUUGAGAAACCUCUCAACUUGGUCAUCAUGGCAGUGGUGAUAUUCUCAGUUAUCUUUACCCCCUACCACAUCAUGCGAAAUGUAAGGAUAGCUUCCCGCCUUGAGGUCUGGAAGCAGAGCGAAUGCUCACAGGUCGCUAUCAACACAUUCUACAUUCUGACCCGACCCUUGGCCUUUCUGAACAGUGUGAUCAAUCCUCUUUUCUAUUUCCUGAUGGGGGACCACUUCAGAGAUAUGAUGGUCAGUCAAGUGAGGGUCUUCUUCAAAGCCAUUAGAAGGUGACCCCACUGGCCUGCUGAUGGCGUUCUUCAAAGACAAGUGGAGCUCUCCUUUCUUUGGGGAAACGUGUUUUUGUUUCCCUGAUAGGUCACAUGGAUUGUUGGCUUGUUUUGUUGACUUCCAGGCUCAUCUAAGAGGGCUUUAACUCUGUUCCCUGAAACACGGAUCAACUUCCCUUACGUCUCUCUAAUCCGGGGGCCCAUCUUUUUGUUUAAUACUGACAUGUCAGACAGGUAAGAAUCAAGGAACUCUAUUGUCUCUGAAGAAAUGGAAUUGCAGAUCACCAAUAGGGCAAUAGAGAGGCACAUGGUGGGUGAGAGUUGAAUGCAACACAUCACGCUCAAGGAAUGAGGAAGGGAGAGUGACAUAUGAAUGUCAUCACAGCAAUAAAUGAUGGGAAAAAAAAAGACAAGGGGCUCCUCCUGUGGAGAGAGCAAGGAGUAGAUGCCCCAUGGCCCCCAUUAGCAUCCUCAUAAAUCAAGAGAAGUUGACAAUGCCCUCUCCUCCCCACCUCUCUAGUGCACUGAGUUGUCUCUCUGCAGAAAACUUAUGGGAAUCACAUAGGUUGUGCAGUCCAAUCUCUGUCGCUGGAGGGAAUGGCCACAUUGGUGAAAUCCCAGAUGCACUGGAAGACUUGGGUCCAUGUGAAGAGAAGUGACUUCAGCAGGUGUAGAAAGAUGAAAGAGUGGACAGGUUGAACUGUGUGCUAUUUACAUUGUUUCCUCUGGUUAUUGUCCAAAGGAAUCGAGUGUGGACAAAAUCCUUCUUCCUACUCCAUGAAGAAAUUUACCAGUAGAGAAAAACCACAUGAAGGUACUAAAUUCUACAGAUGGAAAUGCUGACAAAUCAAGAAAGAAAUAUAGUAUUAUGGAAGGGGGAGAAAAGCUUCUCCCCCCCUCCAAAAUGCUUUUGUAUUUCUAAGGAUACACAUUAUAUGUUUAUGUACAUGUAGUAUUCCCUGCUGAAAUGUAAGCUCCCUGAGGGCAAGGCUUGGUUUUUUUUUUGGUUUUUUUUUUGCCUUUGUUUACCUCACUCCUAGCCCAGUGAUGGAUAUGUUUUAAGCUACACCCAAACUUAAAGCUCUACUAAGACUUCUAGAACAUCAGCCAAUAAAUGCUUGUUCAUUAAUUCCAGGAGUGUGUGAUAUGCGCACAUUAAAUAUACUACAGGCAAGAGGAAGUUGGGGCAAAGGGAAACUCAGAAAGAAGCAUCCCUUUCUCUCCCCUGUUAUAGCCUUCACCCUGGUGUAGGUCCUUGUUACAUCCUACCUGGAUCAUCGCAGGCAGCUUCCAGCAGUUUCUCUGCUUCAAAUCUCUCCCCGCUCCAGUCCAGCCUCCACUCAUCUGCCAAAGUGAUUCUCCUAAACCACAGUUCUAGCCAUCUCUUACCCCCUACUUAAGAAACUCCAGUGGCUUCCUGUUACCUCCAUGACCAAAUACAAAAUCCUAUGGCUUCCCAAGCCCUUCACAAGCUGGCCUUUCCUGUCUUCUUACACCUGCCUCCCUUCCGUGGACUCUCCAAUCCAGGGACUCUGGCUUCCUUUGGUUCCUUGCACAUGGCACUCAAGCGCUUGACUAUGCCUAUUUACUGGCUGGUUCUCCCCAGUGACUGAAGUGUUUUCCCUCCUUACCUCUGCCUCCUGGCUUCCCUGGCUUCCUGUAAGAUUCAGUUCAAAUCCCACUUUCCCCAUCCCACCCCCCUACAAUGAGCCCCCAUAUCCCAUAGGAUAUCUAGUGUGUACAUGCUGGUUUCUAUGUUGUCUCCUCCAUUAGAACAUCAGCUCCCUGAGAUCAGGCAUCCUGUUUUUGCCUUCAUCUGUGCCCCCAGCCUGUGGCACAGAGCUUGGAACAUAGCAUUUAAAAAACGCUUGUUAACUUUGCUGACUCCUAGAAAAUUGGAGGAGAGAAACAACACUUAAUUUUCGUGGGAACCAAAUGUUAUGAUAGUGACUUUGAAGAAACCACCCUCCCCUUGCAUAGGGCUAUCCUUGAUUUUUUUUUUCCCAAGCCCACUUUUAGGAUGUCAAAAAUAGGGAAUUUCUUUCAAAGUUCCAAUUUUUUUCCCCCUCAACAGCAGAUGUGAUGAAAUAACUCGGGAAACUUUGAUCCUCUGAAAGACCUAUGAUUUCAUCACCAUGGGUGUGCCCUUGACCAACACAUGGAUGCUUAUCUGUUUCCGGAACCGCCCAACAGUUGCAGACCUGGUCACCAGCCUUCUGGCUGUGAGUGCAUACAAAUAACCUACAUUUAUACGGCCCUUCAAGAAUUUGCCAAGAAAAUGAACUUAAAAUAGGAACACACAUUUUCAAAAAUG
This is a messenger RNA of Vombatus ursinus (common wombat), 3478 nucleotides long. It is a transcript of the gene SUCNR1, whose product is annotated as succinate receptor 1. Lineage: Eukaryota; Metazoa; Chordata; Mammalia; Diprotodontia; Vombatidae. Gene Ontology annotation, biological process: G protein-coupled receptor signaling pathway. The record is from RefSeq and is a predicted model, not a curated record. Bases 218 to 1168 code for a protein of 316 amino acids. The transcript has 3 exons. Gene Ontology annotation, molecular function: G protein-coupled receptor activity. Gene Ontology annotation, cellular component: plasma membrane.